AUGCUGACGCUCGCCGCGCGCGGCGAUUUCCCGGACUCGUGGCCGCCGUCGCGGCCGUCGCACUGGCGCUCCGCGUCUACUGCUUGUUUGCUCCUGCGGGCGGCGGAUGAGCUGCACGCCACCGGGACAGUCCACGGCGACAUAAACCCCGGCAGCAUCCUCGUCGGCCCCGACGGCAACGGCGCGCUCAAGAUCCGCGGCUUCGGGUGCGCGUGGACGGUGAGGAGCGUCGGGAAGACGAUGCGCCCGGAGGAUCCCGUGGGCACAUUGCGGGACCGCUCGCCGGAGCAGCUGAUACGCAGCAGCGGGUGCUACGGGCCCGAGGUGGACAUCUGGGCCCUGGGGUGCGUGAUGGCCGAGCUCCUCACCGGCGGCGAGCCCCUGUUCACGGCGACCACGGAGGAGGACAUGAUCACGAUGGGGGUGGAGGCGUUCCACGGGAUGGUGGAGCUGUCGGUUGCCGGGCGCGAGGUCCUUGCUGGCCUUCUGGCCUUCCACUCCGAGGAGAGGCUCACCGCGGCGGACGCGCUCAAGCACCGGCGGAGGAGGAUGCGGAGGCGAUGUCCCCUGCGGCUGCCGAAGCGGAGCUCCCUGGCUUUGUGCCGUCGUUCUCUGAAGCGUAGGAGAGUCCAGUAG
Molecule: messenger RNA, 636 nt
Organism: Setaria italica (foxtail millet)
Lineage: Eukaryota; Viridiplantae; Streptophyta; Magnoliopsida; Poales; Poaceae
Product: putative cyclin-dependent kinase F-2
Exons: 2
Coding region: 1-636 (211 amino acids)
Biological process (GO): protein phosphorylation
Molecular function (GO): ATP binding; protein kinase activity
Source: RefSeq, a predicted model, not a curated record